AGGCUUCACGGCGACUGGCCACGCCGCCGGCAGAUGCGUGUUGAGUAGGUGGGGCGGCGCCUUGACGUGAGAGCUUCGGCACGUACAAUGUUGUGACAGAAAGUUGCCAGGUCGGGCAGCAACAGCGGCCGCACAAAGGAGCCAGCGUUGGGAAACACAAUGUGCGGAAUAUUUGCCUACCUGAACCACCUUGUUCCACGGACAAGAAGAGAAAUCAUUGAAAUCUUAUUCAAAGGGCUUCAAAGACUUGAAUACCGAGGUUAUGAUUCAGCAGGUAUUGGAAUUGAUGGAGGAAAUAACAAAGAUCGGAGCGACAAAGGGAAACAGAUCUGUAUCAUUAAAAUAAAUGGUAAAAUAAAGUUAUUGGAAGAGGAAGUACGCAAACAAGAGGAUAUUGACUUUGAUGUUGAAUAUGAAACACAUUUUGCUGCUGCUCAUAUUCGCUGGGCAACGCAUGGUGUUCCUAAUAUAGUCAACGCUCACCCACAGAGGUCGGAUAAAGACAAUGAGUUCAUCGUUAUUCACAAUGGCAUCAUUACCAACCACAAGAAUCUGCGGAAGUUCCUGGAAAGCCAAGGCUACGGGUUUGAGUCAGAGACCGAUACCGAGUCUAUUGCCAAGCUGAUCAAAUACGUCUACGACAACAGUGAGAAUGAGGAGAUCAGCUUUGCCACUUUGGUGGAGAGAGUUAUCCAGCAACUGGAAGGUGCUUUUGCCUUGGUGUUCAAGAGUGUCCACUUCCCAGGACAAGCCGUCUGCACCAGACGGGGAAGUCCUAUGAUGAUUGGUGUGAAGAGUGAACAUAAGUUUUCAACAGAUCAUAUACCUGUUCUCUAUCGCACCUGCAAAGAAUUGAAGCCAAGCUGUCCCUUGCCCCGCACUGAUGCUUCUUCCUCGUUGUACCCUGUUGGGGAAGAUAAAUCAGUGGAGUACUUCUUUGCAUCCGAUGCCAGUGCAAUCAUUAAGCACACAAACCAAGCGAUCUUCCUGGAGGAUGAUGACGUGGCAGCAGUAGUGGAUGGAUGUCUCUCUAUUCACCGUGUCGAGCGCACAGCAAGUGACUGCUCAGCGAGGGGUAUUCAGAUACUGCAGGUGGAGCUUCAACAGAUGAUGAAGGGAAGCUAUAGCUCCUUCAUGCAGAAAGAAAUCUUCGAGCAACCAGAAUCGGUGGUGAACACAAUGAGAGGACGAGUCAAUUUUGCGGACAACACAGUGAUCCUUGGAGGAUUAAAAGAUUUAAUUAAAGAUAUCAGAAGAUGCAGACGCUUGCUAAUUAUUGCCUGUGGAACCAGCUACCAUUCUGGACUGGCGACCCGGCAAAUCCUCGAGGAGCUGACCGAGCUGCCGGUCAUGGUGGAACUCUCCAGCGAUUUCCUGGAUCGCAGUACGCCCGUCUACCGAGACGAUGUCUGCAUUUUCCUCAGCCAGUCAGGUGAAACAGGAGACACGUUAAUGGCCUUGAGGUACUGCAAAGGGAGACGGGCCCUGACUGUGGGCAUCACCAACACAGUUGGCAGCUCCAUCUCCCGCGAGACGGACUGUGGUGUCCACGUCAAUGCUGGACCAGAGAUUGGUGUGGCCAGCACAAAGGUCUACAGCAGCCAGUUUGUGGCCCUGAUAAUGUUUGCCCUCAUGAUGUCAGAAGACCGGAUAUCCAUGCAGAACAGGCGGAAUGAGAUCAUUCAGGGGCUCCAGUCUCUGCCAGACCAGAUAAAGGAAGUUCUAAACUUGGACGAGCAGAUCCAGAGAUUAGCCAGCGACCUGUACCAGCAGAAGUCUGUGCUUAUCAUGGGCCGUGGUUACCAUUAUGCCACAUGCCUGGAGGGGGCGCUGAAAAUUAAGGAAAUCACCUUCAUGCACUCGGAAGGGAUCCUGGCGGGGGAGUUGAAGCACGGGCCCCUGGCGCUGGUCGAUCACCGGAUGCCCAUCAUCAUGAUCGUCAUGCAGGACCUCAUCUUUGCCAAGUGUCAGAACGCAUUGCAGCAGGUGGUGGCUCGCCAGGGUCGGCCCAUCCUGAUCUGUGGCAAGGAUGAUGAGGAGACGAUGAAGAAUGCCUACCGAGCCAUCCAGGUUCCCCACACAGUCGACUGCCUGCAGGGAAUCCUCAGCGUCAUCCCCCUUCAGCUCCUGGCGUUCCAUCUCGCCGUCCUUCGGGGCUACGAUGUGGACGACAACAAGAGGUUGAGGAAGAUCGAGGCCGAUUACGUGGUCAUGUGAGGCGCCACGCCUAUCGCAGCGACAGAGACCAACCGGCAGCUUUCUGGGAGCUCUCCUCAUCUAUGAAGCAGGUGGUGGUGGAACAGUGUAAAGUGAAGCAUGCAAGACCCACUCUUCAUUGGGAUCAUUAGAUAAUGCAAUACCUU
This is a messenger RNA of Amblyraja radiata (thorny skate), 2363 nucleotides long. Its product is annotated as glutamine--fructose-6-phosphate aminotransferase [isomerizing] 1-like. Bases 160 to 2217 code for a protein of 685 amino acids. NCBI's taxonomy places the organism in Eukaryota, Metazoa, Chordata, Chondrichthyes, Rajiformes, Rajidae. Gene Ontology annotation, biological process: UDP-N-acetylglucosamine metabolic process; fructose 6-phosphate metabolic process; protein N-linked glycosylation. Gene Ontology annotation, molecular function: carbohydrate derivative binding; L-glutamine:D-fructose-6-phosphate transaminase (isomerizing) activity. The transcript is spliced from 19 exons. The record is from RefSeq and is a predicted model, not a curated record.